Hyposmocoma kahamanoa is the source of this 5957-nucleotide messenger RNA. RefSeq names its product focal adhesion kinase 1 (gene Fak). The transcript has 27 exons. Gene Ontology annotation, cellular component: cytoskeleton; focal adhesion. The coding region runs from base 363 to 5177 and encodes 1604 amino acids. The record is from RefSeq and is a predicted model, not a curated record. Gene Ontology annotation, molecular function: ATP binding; protein tyrosine kinase activity. Gene Ontology annotation, biological process: signal complex assembly; protein phosphorylation. NCBI's taxonomy places the organism in Eukaryota, Metazoa, Arthropoda, Insecta, Lepidoptera, Cosmopterigidae.
UGUCACCUCGAUUAUGGCGUAGAAGUCAAGAAUACUCAAAAGUCGUCUUCGAACCGCGACGACCCGACAAAAGAUACGACCAUAACACGACUCCGGACUUGCUACGGCAAAAUUCGAAAGAUUUGGAACAUUUGAACGUAGAAGAGAAGCUUAAAAAACCACCGUUGAAAAAGAACGAUGACGUCAUAGUGAAACUGAGGACAAAGAAAGGUCGAGAGGCGAGGCCGAAUAGUCUACAUGUGUUACUCUGCCCGUCGAGUUCAGGGCAUUACAGCAGUGACACUUGGCGUUACACCAGAGUCAGAUCUAGAAGCCAUGAACCGGAAGGCGGGGGGCGGUGUGGGGAACCGCUAGCGCGCGCGAUGCAGCCUGCGCCGGCGGGGUCGCCCAAACGACAGCCGCACAACGCGGCCCAUGCACACGCAGCAGCCGGUGACCAAUCGACGUUGAAAAUCCACCUUCCAAAUGGGGGCUUCAACGUAGUGAGGGCCUCACCCGACGAAGACGUGCGUGCCGUGCUACGAUGUCUCGCCACGCGGUUAGCUACGAGCGAACGCGUCUACGCCUCAUGCUACGCGUUAAGAGCACGGCGGCUUACAACGGGCAAGAUCCGCUGGAUCCACCAAGACACGCCAGUUUCGGAGCUACAAAGCCAAUGGCCGGCGAGCGAGUGGCGGCUGGAGCUGCGCGUGCGCUACCUACCCGCCAGCCUACGCGAGCUAUGCGAAGCCGACCGUGUCACGUUCCACUAUUACUAUGACCAGGUUCGUCACGACUACCUCAAUGCCAACCAUCCAUUAGUAGAUCAAGAUCUCGCCGUUUACAUAUGCUGUUUAGAAAUUAAGUACUUCUGCAAGGACAUGCAGAUAUCAUUGGACAAGAAGUCAAAUAUUGAGUACCUGGAGAAAGAGUUCGGUCUGCACAAGUUCCUACCCAAAUCCGUACUGGAAGGCAUCAAGCCCAAGGUUCUGAAGAAGGCCAUACAGCAGCAGUUUAAAAAGGUGGCAAACCUAAGCGAUACAGACUGCAUGUUGAAGUACCUCGAAACAAUGCAUACGCACUACGGCUACGACAGAGAGUCGUUCACUGGCGCUCUGGGUAUGGGAUGGGCGAUCCCAGUAGAACUCGCUAUAGGACCUGAUAUUGACAUAUCCUACGUGUCGCACAAGGCGGGUGAGCCGCCGACAUACACGAAAAUCGCGUCGUUCGGUGACAUCGUCGCCAUUCAGACGCUCAAAUCGAACUGCACACAGCCGUCUCAAUCGCAAACAGGCUCGUGCGGAAAAGCCGCGCUGCAGCUACGCGUGAAAGGCGCAACUGAAACAUUAACAAUUACUUGUAGCAGUGUAGAGGCUGCAGAGAGCUUGGCUGACUUAGUGGAUGGGUAUUGUCGGCUGGUCACAGAUUCGCAAACAUCGUUAUGGAAUAGGAUGACUACCGUAUGGAAGCAGCUCAAUUGUCAAUGCAAAACGGAGAUGAGCAGCAGCUCUUCAGAGGGGAAGAGUUCGUGGGAGGGUAAUACCAACACCCUCCUUUCUGAAGAUUACGCCGAGAUUAUUGAUGACGAUGCCGACUAUUCUACACCUGCCGUACGCGAUUACGAAUUGGUCCGAAACCAAAUUGAGCUAACGAGCAUUAUCGGAGAAGGACAAUUUGGUGAUGUACACAAAGGUACAUGCCGCGUGACGUCAGCAAACCACCCGUCUCUCCGGCGGCAACUAUCUGCGCAGAAGCGGGCGGGGAAGGGCAGUGGUCCAGGAGAGUAUGUACUCCUCGUCGCUGUCAAGACUUGCAAGUUGGAUGCCGACCUUGAUACCGCUGAGAAGUUCCUUGAGGAGGCUUAUAUAAUGCAACAAUUCUCGCACCCGCACAUAAUUGGAUUAGUAGGCGUGUGCAGUACGCCUCCCAUCUGGAUCGUGAUGGAGCUCGCAACGUUAGGAGAAAUGAGGGCGUAUCUCCAACAGAAUGCUCAUAGGCUGGAAACAUGUACUCUAGUACUUUACAUUUACCAGUUGUCAACGGCGCUCAGUUACUUGGAAAGCAAGAAAUUCGUUCACAGAGACAUUGCCGCCAGAAAUGUUCUAGUCUCCAAUCCUAACUGUGUCAAACUAGCAGAUUUCGGUCUGUCAAAGAUGGUGGAAGACAAGUCGUAUUACAAAGCGUCACGAGGCAAACUGCCCAUCAAGUGGAUGGCUCCCGAGUCCAUCAACUUUAGGAGAUUCACAUCGGCUUCUGACGUUUGGAUGUUUGGCGUAUGCAUGUGGGAGAUCUUAAUGCUGGGCGUAAAGCCUUUCAGCGGCGUGAAGAACAAUGACGUCAUAGGCAAGCUGGAGAACGGAGAGCGGCUGGCGUUGCCUCCGCGCUGCCCGCCAAGGUUGUACUCCGUUAUGUCGCGAUGUUGGGCGUAUGAACCUUCGCAGAGGCCUACUGCGCAUCAGCUGAAGGAGACUUUGUUUGAGAUCCUGCAAGAAGAGCGCAAUACAGCAUGGGAUACGAUGCGUCGCGAGAAUCGGCGCGUUGCAGCUGCCUCGUGGGGCGACGAGCCUCCGCCGAAGCCUACCAGACCGAACGCUAACCUCGCUGGCGACGUUACAACAGUAGUACCGGGAGUGCCAGGAGCAGGAGGGGCGGGAGCUCCUCAAACGUACAUCGUAGCUCAAAAUCCACUGGUCCUAGCUCACCUGCUAAGGGAAAACCAGGCAAGAGCGCUGGAACCCCAGGCUUACACGACUCCCGCCUCGGUGUUCAACACGGUUGCCGUUGACUUCGCCGAAAAUCUCCCGGAGAAAGACCCUAACAUCGUCGAAAAGAUCAUACACCCGAAACCAGAUGAAAAAAUCGAUAUUCCCUUGCAAACUGUUCCUAUCCCUGUUUCAAGCUUGCAUAAGCUCGACCCUGUUGUGCCAACAGAUUCUGCUGAACAACAAGAAACUUUGACAGUUGUUGUAGGCGCGCGAGAUAGUCACGAUAACCUUUGUCAGAAUAUGCCCAGUGCAUCUCCGAGAACGGAAAGUUCGUCUCCACAAAGUCACGGUGAACCUGAACAAUUGAAUCCAACUGAGCCCUACGCUAGUAGAGUUCGAUCUUUGGAAAGAAGCACACGUAGUACGUUGUCUACUGCAGAAAGAGUUCCUGUACGUAUGGGUUCUUUGGAACGCAAUGCUAGAGGUGGUAUAUCUCACCGCGGUUCCCCUGUCCCUAUAGCUCCUUUUACAAGGCAGCAUUCCGUUCCGGCUUCGCCACCGCCUCGUAACCGUCGCGAUCAGGACGUCGGUCAAUUCUCAGUGCAAGGCACUAUUAACGCCCAGUUAGCGGCGAGUGUUGUCAACAAGAUGCGUCUACAACCCGAUCCUCCUUUAGUUGAAGAGAUCUAUGAUUUCGGUGGCGACAAUGUCAAAAGUUGCGCUGCUAUAGCUGCCCAAAAAGCUGGUCUUUCAAAACCUCAGUCAUACCGUCCUGUGACCUCCGGAAUGUCGGUAUCACAUCCUAUGUCUUACGGCGUACCGGUAGGUGUCGUACAAGGUAUACCUUAUGCCCAAAGUUCUGGCAAACCGAUACCAAAGCAAUUGUCUAGUCAAUACCGUUCAGCUAGUCCUUUAUCGCAGGCUUAUCCGUCUAUGUCAACAUCACAGGGUUACUCAGGCUCUCCCAUGUCUACGUCACAAGUUUACGUUGGUUCGCCAGUAAUCCAACCUACUGGAGUCAUUCCUCCUAUGUCAUAUAUGCCGCAGCAAAUUGUGACCCAUAAUAUAGUACAAGGCGCGCAGCCGAUGUUGUAUAGGCCGCAAGUGUCGAUAUCGCAAACUGCGAGUUCCACUGCGGUUUAUCAAGGACAAUCGAGGCCGCAGUUCGUUUCUGCUUCGUCAAUGGAUACGCAAAGUCUGUACGCGUCCCGGCAGGAAUGUUCUCCUGUGGUAGCAGCUACUUCUACUUCGUCAUUAAACUUGCAGAGUCCAGAAAUGGAUUCAGAGGCAGCCGUGGAGCGCCGCCUUCUGGCUGAGCUGGCGCGGCAGCAGCACCAGAGCGAAGAAGACAGGCGGUGGUUGCAGAUGCAGGAAGAAAACCUGAAGCGGUUAUCCAACAUGCAGCUGUCUACGGAGUCAGAGUCUGAGAAGCCAGCAGAUGGCGCUCCAGCACUAGAAGCAAGAACCACCAGUGAGCCACAGUCAGUGACUAAUUCUUCCGAAGCCAGUCCAGCGAAUACAGUGAAAUCCAAAGAUAAUACACAAAAUGAUACUAAGAUGCAAGGUUCAUCCGAUGACCCCGUGUACGUGGCCACAACAGACGUAGUACGAGGCGUAAUGAGGCUCGCUAGCGCGGCUCAGGCCGGCGCCGCGCCGCCCGACAUAUUGGCUUCAGUCAGGGCUGUAGGACACCACUUAAGAGACCUGUGUGCUACUGUCGACCUUGUUGUUGUCCCAUUUCCGCAACAGGCAAGGAGGCAAGUGGAGAUGGCUCACCAGAUGCUAAGCAAGGACAUGGCGGCCCUGGUAGAAGCGAUGCGGCUGGCCAUCGAAUAUCACAGCACCACACUGCACCACGAGUACACGAAAUCUAUGUUAGGCGCAGCGCACGUUCUAGCAAUGAACGCAAAGAACCUUCUAGACGUGUUAGAUUGCAUUCGAGAGCAUUACCCCAACGUGAACUGGCGCGCCGCACUCAACUCUGAGGUCUUCGACAGCGAUACGCCGAUUGAACAAAGUCACAUGACCCAGAAACAGAAUAUGAUGUGUCAGAAUGUGGAUCUUAACUCACAGAAUCAGGUAUUCGCACCUCAAAACCAAACGAUAACCCAACAAAACCCGCUCAACAAUCAAUCUUCAAGUCAAGAGGAAGAACCGAGGCCGGAUUUUAAAAUAAACCAACCUGUUACAACCUGUGUCGGUGUAAUUGACGUUCCCAAAGAACAUUCAAGUCUCCCCGCAACUUCAAACAGGGUUUCUGCAUUAAUUCAUAAUUAUAACCUCUACGGUAAUUUGAAGGAGCCACAGCAUAUCUAUGGCAAUACAGAGUUCCAACUUUCGUCCUCCAGUAUAUCGGAUGACACGAAAAUUGACGUCGCACCUAUGGAGUCUGUCAAAAGUCGAGUUCAAGCGUUGUCUGGGAAGUUGGAUUCUCCGCCUAUAUAUUCUGUGAGCAAGAAAUCUGAGCAGAAUAUAGGGCAUGAUCAGGUGUGAAUAUUUUUUGCUUGUAGUGCGCGUUGGUUGGGCGUUGUGUGGAUUUUUUAGCUGUUUUAAUUUAUUUGAAAAUAGAAGAUUGGUUUUUAAAUCAUAAUCUAUGAUUUAAAAAUUAUAUUUGAGUUACUGGUCGUCGUUGUGGAAAUGACGCCCAUAUAGUCCCUCUCUUGAGUAACUGUCCAAAUCCGGAAUCAUACAAAUUUUCCAGGAUAACGUCUUUUUGUGUUAGCACGUCAUAUUUUGAGUUUAAACUCAAAUGUCGUUCUAUCAAUAUCAUAUAUUAUAGACUUAAUAUCAUAUAUAAAAUAAGGUAGACAUACAACGAUAAGUGGAAAUUGUUCACGCUUGAAAACUGAGUAAAAUUGUGCGCCUUACUCGGUUAUUGCAAAAAUUAAGUCAACAGAGGGACUGUAUUAUUAUGUGAAGAAGUACUUAAAAUAUAUAUCCUAUUAAAUUUACAUUUUUAAAUGCUAAAGAUGAAAUCCACACAUAUCCUAACCGAGUUGACAUCAGCUUUACAGAAUUUAGGCCUAAUAGCAGUACUUACAGUACACACAGCACUAUCAGUAUGUCAACUUCAUUUGAAAAUAUAUACUACGACUUGAAUGAUGUAAUUGGUAAAAAGGUACUACAAUAUUCUGCAUGAAUAUUGUGUUAAGUUUUGCACGUUGAUACGAUAGAAUUUGUAGAUUUAUUGCACUGUCGAAACCUUUCACAGGUAUAUUGGAAAUUGUAUCUUAAAAUAUUACUCUUCUGUUCAAUUUCGCAUGCGCAGAAAUA